This is a messenger RNA of Oryza brachyantha (malo sina), 1255 nucleotides long. RefSeq names its product peroxidase 5-like. NCBI's taxonomy places the organism in Eukaryota, Viridiplantae, Streptophyta, Magnoliopsida, Poales, Poaceae. Bases 2 to 1006 code for a protein of 334 amino acids. The record is from RefSeq and is a predicted model, not a curated record. Gene Ontology annotation, biological process: response to oxidative stress; hydrogen peroxide catabolic process. The transcript has 2 exons. Gene Ontology annotation, molecular function: peroxidase activity; heme binding. Gene Ontology annotation, cellular component: plant-type cell wall; plasmodesma.
GAUGGUGUCCGGUAGCAGGGACGGCGGUGCUCGUCGUCGCCGAUGGUAUCGCAUGCUCGUCGUCGCUGCGGCGGUGUUCUUUGGACAUGCGGCGACGGCGGCGGCGGGGCUGCAGGUUGGGUACUAUAACAAUUCGUGCCCUGGAGCGGAGGACUUGAUCCAGACGAUCGUCCAUGGCGCCAUCCGCAACGACGCCGGCAAUGGCCCGGGCCUCAUCCGCCUCUUCUUCCACGACUGCUUCGUCAGGGGGUGCGACGCGUCGGUGCUGCUCGACGCCGACCCGGCGAGCAACGGCACGGUGGAGAAGAUGGCGCCGCCCAACUUCCCCAGCCUCCGCGGCUUCGGCGUCAUCGACCGCGCCAAGCGCGUCGUGGAGCGCCGCUGCCCCGGCGUGGUCUCCUGCGCCGACAUCGUCGCCUUCGCCGCGCGCGACGCGUCGCGCAUCAUGGGCGGGAUCAAGUUCGCCAUGCCCGCCGGCCGCCUCGACGGCCGCGUCUCGAGGGCCUCCGAGGCGCUCGCCAACCUGCCCCCCGGCUCCUUCAACCUCACCCAGCUCGUCACCCGCUUCGCCACCAAGAACCUCACCGCCGACGACAUGGUCACCCUCUCCGGCGCCCACUCCAUCGGCCGCUCCCACUGCUCCUCCUUCUCCAGCCGCCUCUACCCGCAGAUCGACCCGACCAUGAACGUCACGCUCGGCCUGCGGGAGCGCGCCAAGUGCCCCGCGGCGACGGGGCGCCAUGACCGCGUGGUGCAGCUCGACUUCAAGACGCCGCUGCAGCUGGACAACCAGUACUACAUGAACGUGCAGACGCACGAGGUGCUCUUCACGUCGGACCAGACGCUCAUCGACCGCCCCGACACGGCGGCGCUCGUCGCGCAGUACGCCGCCAACCGCAAGCUGUGGUCGCAGAAGUUCGCCGCCGCCAUGGUCAAGAUGGGCGGCCUCGACGUGCUCACCGGACCACCCGGCGAGAUCCGGCAAUACUGCAACAAAGUGAACUAAUUAUAAAAUUCAAUUCCAGCAUGGCUGCACUUCGUUCAACACUGCAUUGAUUACUGUACAUGACAUGAUCAUCGAUUCACCAAAUUCAGCGUCGCCUUCCUCUAGCUUAAUCAAUUUCUUUACCACAGUGAUCAUGUACUUGAUGUCAUUGCUGUAACAUAAGAGAGGGUAGAAAAUUACUCGGCAUUCGUUCAGAUGUUUGAUCGAAUCGUUUUUUGAUUCCUCCAAUUCUGAAUUCUUUUUUGUCAG